AUGUUUGGAUCAUUGGUGAGUAAAGUUGGUGUAACUCUGAAAAGUCAGCUCAUCAUCAGUGGAGAAUCUUCUUCUUCGUUAGCACCACCAGCUAAGUAUUUUCUGUUUACAGCAUUUCAGAAUCAAAAUUCUGUUAUCUCAAAUUCUAGGGUUUCUUCCAUUUUUUACUCCUUUUCUACUGCUACUAACAGGGAUAUUACUUCUGAUUCUUCUUCAUUUGUGGUUUCUUAUCUGAUUAAUUCAUGUGGAUUAACACAAGACAAAGCUAUUUCUGCUUCUAAAAAAAUCAAAUUCAAAACCACUUCUAAUCCCGAUUCAGUCUUAGCUUUACUUAGAACCUACGGAUUUACUGAAUCUCAUAUUUCUAGAUUAAUCCCUAAACACCCAUUCAUCCUCUUAUCUAAUCCUAAUGAAACCCUUAAGCCUAAAUUAGAGUUUUUCAAAUCCAAAGGGCUUUAUGAAAUUGACCUUCCCGACUUCAUCUCAAUUGGCCCUACGAUCCUAAGACAGAGUUUAAAUAAAGGAAUAAUACCUUCAUUUGACAUCCUUAAGAGCAUUGUUCAAUCUGAUGAAAAUGUCAUUAAAGUGAUUAGUCGAAAUUCUUGGCUUGUUGAAACAAACCAAGUUAAAAGAGUGAUGGUCAACCUAGAGCUUUUGAGAAAGGAAGGUGUUCCUGAAACUAAUUUUUUAAAGUUUCUAAUCCACCAUCCUAGAACAUAUGCAGAAAAUGCCAAUAGAUUUAAAGAGAUUGUCCAAAAGGUUUAA
Papaver somniferum (opium poppy) is the source of this 765-nucleotide messenger RNA. RefSeq lists its product as uncharacterized. The record is from RefSeq and is a predicted model, not a curated record. Gene Ontology annotation, cellular component: chloroplast. Lineage: Eukaryota; Viridiplantae; Streptophyta; Magnoliopsida; Ranunculales; Papaveraceae. Gene Ontology annotation, biological process: regulation of DNA-templated transcription; chloroplast organization. The transcript has a single exon. Gene Ontology annotation, molecular function: double-stranded DNA binding. Bases 1 to 765 code for a protein of 254 amino acids.